Messenger RNA from Fusarium mangiferae, 1233 nucleotides. RefSeq lists its product as uncharacterized. The coding region runs from base 1 to 1233 and encodes 410 amino acids. The record is from RefSeq and is a predicted model, not a curated record. Gene Ontology annotation, cellular component: SAGA complex. Lineage: Eukaryota; Fungi; Ascomycota; Sordariomycetes; Hypocreales; Nectriaceae. Gene Ontology annotation, biological process: regulatory ncRNA-mediated heterochromatin formation; regulation of transcription by RNA polymerase II; RITS complex assembly. The transcript has 5 exons.
AUGGGUACGGAUGCCCGAAAAGGCGAUGACGGCACGAUCAAAGUCGCAUCUAAGAACAAGAACGGAAAGAUCAAGCUGAAGAAGCCAGCGCCAAAACACAGCAAACCUGGAAACUGGAUGGAUGGCAGUGUAAUUGAGAGUAACAACAAGAAGAAGAAUGGCGCCUUGCCUGUGGGUGCGCCCUCACCAGGUCCUGUUGUAAACGAACUCGACGAAACUUCCCGCGAAACCUUUGCGACAGGACGACCCCUCGAAGAUAGCCCCGACUUGCAACAAUGCAAGCACUGUAAGAAGAGCGUUUUGAAAACAGCCGCCAAGGCGCAUAUUGCGCAAUGCCUGCGGUUAAAGAAAGAGAAGGCCCAAAGAAAGAAAGAGGCUCGCGAAGCAAGAGAGAGGGCAAAAGAGGCAGCAAGACAAGAAGAACAACGGAAAGAGGACGAAGAGAAUGGGGUUGAGCGGGGCGACGACGACAGUGACGACGACGGAAUCUCGGCCGAAAAGAAAGCAACUGGAAGCAAGACUGCCAAAAAGGCCGCGGGCAAGAAACCCGAGGACGAUAAGAAGGGAAAGAAACGUAAGGCCGAUGGUGAUCCAGACAAAGGACCCAAGAAUAAGAAGAAGAAGGAUGAGCCAAAAGCCAAGGUCCCUAAGCCAAAAGGACCUGUGGACGUGGAGCGGCAGUGUGGUGUCUUGUUACCCAAUGGACAGCCAUGUGCAAGAUCAUUGACAUGUAAGAGCCACAGUAUGGGAGCGAAGCGCGCAGUCGCAGGAAGAUCUUUGCCAUACGAUAUGCUUCUUGCCGCGUACCAGAAGAAGAAUCAAGCGAAGCAGCAGAAGGCGGCGCUUGAUGCCAACGCGCCGAUAGAAGAUGAAGACGAAGCAAACAACGGACCAGUCGAUUCCGACGAAGAAACAACGGCGGUGAUGGGUGCUCUAUCACAAUGGCGUCCUCAACCUUUGAUACCACAACCUACUUUCACUCCCAUAAAACGACAAUACCAGCUCGCAAGAUUACACGAACAGCUUCAAAUGGCCACCAAUGGUGGGAGGACAAAUAUAUUUUCGGUCACCGGUUUUGGAGCACAGAAGCUUCCCGAGGGCCAUCCUGGGCUACAACCCGCUUCAGAAGACGCUCCUGGAGAAAUAGACAUUACUGCGGGUUUCAAUAAUGCUGGGCGGACGACAGCGACAUUCACAUCUCAAAGACAACCAUCAGUUUCAAGCAGGGCAUAG